This is a messenger RNA of Vitis vinifera (wine grape), 2217 nucleotides long. RefSeq lists its product as uncharacterized. The record is from RefSeq and is a predicted model, not a curated record. Lineage: Eukaryota; Viridiplantae; Streptophyta; Magnoliopsida; Vitales; Vitaceae. The transcript is spliced from 4 exons. Bases 47 to 454 code for a protein of 135 amino acids.
CCACCUUCUCCACUAGACACUAAAAUUCAAACAAAAAAUUUUCCAUAUGUUCUGCUCUCUUUCAAAACCCAAAUCUGAAAAAACCCUAACCUCUCCGAGUCUCUCUCUUUUCCCCCACCUUCGUCCAUGUCUCUCCCGCAACUUCUCACGCCUACAACUAACAUUCUUUCUUUUCCAAUUUACUAAGUCUCAACCGUUUGUUUCCUAUGACGAGGCUUGCAACCAGGGAGUGGAAGAUGGGAAAGGAAUUUUGGAUCACGUUGAAGAUGAAUCAUGGGCAAAUCGACAUUGCUUCUUUCUCCGUUCCUCUGUCUAUGGGCCUGCAUUGAGCAAGAAGGAUGUGCAAUCCCUUUCUCAACAACUAGACUUGGAGAUCAUUGAUCAUACUCAUACAAUUCAAAGUUGCAGAAGUCCUGGCCCACAAAUUACCAUCUCAUCUGGAUUCGGGAGAUGAAUGUUGGAAAUAGAAUAGGCUGAUGAAGGCUAAAGAACCAAUUUGAGGUAGAUUUGCAGAUCAAUCACCGAAUGGUUCAGAUGAUUUCUUUUUCAAGAUUCAUUUGAUUUUGAGUAGAUUCAAAGGCUAUACUUAUAGUAAUAAAUACACAGUACCCCACUUUUCAUAGUGAUCAUGUUAGACUAAGAUUUUUUUUAUCAACCUCUACAUGUGGCUUAUGCCAAGAAGUGAAAGCAGGUUCCAUUUGGGGACUUUUGUGAAGGAUGGAUGGACCUAAACUUAAGCAUUUUUUUUUUUACUGAAAUUGAUUAAUGGAGACUUGAAUUUGCCCUAUUUUGCCAAGCAACAACAUAAAAUAUUAUGCAAGGUUUGUCAACUCAUCAAUCUAUCCUAAACAAAAUACUGUGUGAUGGAAGUGGAUUGUGACAACUCGCUCUUUGGGAUGGAGUUAAGGAUUUUUUUUAUUCCCUCAUUCAUCAUUAUUUUAGCAUAUUUGUGAUUCAUUCUUAAGUUGUUUCCUUUCCUUUUUAUUUGAGUUUGUCAAUGUGUUCAUUCUUAAAUAUUUUGGCAUGCCUUAAAACUACCUCUAAGGGAACAUGUUCAUACCCUGGAUUGUGGUAAUAAAAAAAAAGGGUCUAUCUUGGUGUAUGAUGGUAAAAAAUGAAAGGAUGUUCUUGUAGCCCUAAAAUGAUCUUUUAUUCACAACUAAUGGAGUUUUAUUUUGAGUGUUGUGAGAAAAUGGACUUGUUUCAAUUUUAAAACAGGUAAAAAAAUGAAAGGAUGUCAACUCUUACCUUGUUGGAUAAGUAACGAGCCUUGCCUUCUUGCCUUGCUACACCUUUUGGAUGCAUCAUGCAUGUUCAUUGUGUGUGUAGACCCAUGAGUUUGAAAUUGAUGUAUGAGUUCUACCUUUUAGGUUAUAUUCUAUAGCUAAAGGAAAUGGCUUUUAUGAGUUCUACACUUUAGGUUAACUUCUAUGGCAAAGAAGGUAUUGUAGCAUUUCUUUAAGUGAUAGUGGGAUCUUUUAUCAAACAUGUUGAUUAUCAAUUGUGGGAUCUUACAUUAUUUAUUAACAUCUUUUUCUCCAAGAAAAAGAAAAUAUUGGUGUGGAUACCAUUUGAUUAAGUUGUAGGUAUUGCAAAUACUACUAAUGCAUGAUCCCUUUAUGGAGACCACUUAUUUUCUAUUUAAUAUAAUUUUAGUUAUAUCCAAAUAUCUAAUGAGUUAACUUUUCAAUAUAACUUUAGUUAUAUCUCAAUAUCUAAGUAGUUAAUUUUUUGUCGAUUAUUAACAUGUGUAGUUACUUUCUAGGAGUCAUGGUUUUGAAAUUGAGUUAAUUUUAAACCAAUAUUUCAUGUCUCAAAGUUAAAACAUUCUUUUAUGUGUUUGUAGGGAAUUUGAGUAUUAACUAUUGAGUAUAAAUUUUAUGCCUAAAUGGCCUUGCAAGAAAGUUUAGCUAAAUUCAAGAAGCAACAAGAGAAAAGUCGAUUGACUUUCACCAGCAUUGCAGCCAAACCAAGAUCCCCUGAGCCUAGAGUGCCUUGAGAUGCAUGUCGAAGCAGUUGAGCCUAGUGAUCAUGCUUUGGUAGUUGAUGAUCUAAUUGCUACUGGUAGCAGUCUUUGUGCAGCCAUGAAUUUGCUUGUUAAUCAUUUUGUAAAAGUUUGAAUGCUAGCUGUAUAUUCAAAUAUUUUGAUCCACUUGAUUCCUACGUCAUCAUGGUCGAAAAAAAUAUGUGAUAUAAAAUGAUUUAUUUUAAAUUUUA